AUGCCUGUUCACGUGGUCACGGAUCCCGGGACACAGGUUCCCUCUCACCUUCAGAGGAUUCCUAUACCGCAGCUGAACCGCACCUCUCCCACCACGAACAAGUGUGUGAAGGGGAAAGUUGUUCAGAAGUACCCUUUAGUUUCCUUGGAGGAUGAUGACUACAUCCUGAAGACCGUGGUACAAGAACACGACCAUCAGCAGAGCCUGCCUUCAGGGCCCACGUCAAUCAAUGCCAUCCUGUUUGGAGCGCUGGCCAAGGACUUCUCCCAGAGUGUCAGUCAAGGGGACGUGCUGGUCAUGGCGGGGUUCACAGUGGGCGGGUCGCCUACCGCUCAAAAAGAUGGGCUGCACCCCUGUAACCUGCAGCUGUCCGGGAACGAGGCCUGUGUUUACGUCUGCCGUCCUCCUGCCCCGGGGCCCAGUGCAUCCGCCACCCCAACCUGGACCACAGCAGCCAGCGUCGAGGCCCAUAAAACAAAAUACACUUACGCUGCGCUUAAGGACUUGAAGCCGGGAAUGGUUGUCAACGUCUACGGCAUCGUGACGUUUUUCAAACAGCCAUUUCGCACAAAAGGGACCGAUUACUGCUCCACGCUGAAGAUCACAGACCAGUCUGACGUAAAGCUGGGCUGCACCAUAUUCAGCGACAAGCUGGAGGACCACCCCCAGAUCUACAAGAUCGGCGACAUCGUCCGUCUCCACAGAGUCAAGACCCAGCUGUUCAACGGCACGGUAAACGUGAUGACGAGCCUGGGCUACUCCGCGCUGACCUUCGACGGCGCUGUGGGCAGCCCGGUGGUCCCCCGCACGUCCAGCAAGUCCUUCCACUUCAGCGAGGAGGACAGGCGCACGGUGGAGGGGCUGCGGGCCUGGGCCGCCAGCCAGGCCGUCGUGCCGCCUGCGUCCUGCGUCCGGCUCUCCUCCGUCCAGCCCAAGGUGUACUUCGACCUCACCUGCCAGCUGCUGGCCAAGGCUGUGAUGGACUCGAACUGCACUCUUUUGAAGGUCUGGGAUGGUACCAGGUGUGCCCACCCGUUGCUGAACUUGGUUGUCGACUCGGUAACCCUGGAAGGCAACACCACCGUCGUCCGGGGCAGGGAAAACCUCGUCGCCAGUGUGCUGGUGUACGACAACCAUGUGGAGGUGGCUGAGGGGUUAAAGCCCGGCAUGUACCUGCGCAUCUACAACCUGCACGCCGUGCCGCAGAGCGGGGCGGCGCCCCACGAGGCCGAGGCGGGCCACCUGGCCUUCCACCUGCACGGGGGCACCGCCUACGGCCGCGGGAUACGCGUCCUGCCGGAGGACAGCCCCGACCUGCAGGAGCUGAGGAGAACACUAGAUUCACUCUCUGCAGCCCUGGAGAAUGACCCAGAAGAUUCCUCAUUAGAGGAAGUGUGGAGCACUCCUCGGGAGUCUCUGGAUGCCAAUCCACAGGAAAACAUAACAGCGCGGACAUGCGACCACAGGCUUAAGCAUGUGACGCUGGCCCGUGUGACGGCGGCCACGCCUCCUCAGGUGUUCCAUGUGCGGGCACAGCUCAGGUCCUUCCAGCCAGAGAGACUGCACCAGGCCCUGAAGCUCCACUGCCCCAAGUGUAGAGCGCUUCGGGAUGUCCCAGACGAGGAGACCGUAGCCAGCUUGUUCCAGGAGGCGUUAAGUGGGACGGAGCACUGCAGCGAGGCCUGGGCCCUCACAGGGUUUCUGGACUCCAGUGUCCCGGGACGGAAGAUCGCCCUGCACUUACCCAGCGGCAUGGAGAGGGCAGGGAACGAGCUGGUCUUUGUGGAGGGGGCGACGCUGGAGGAGAUGUGGCGGAUGUCGGGCGGGUGCAGGAACAUGGUCCCCGUGAGGUCAUCAGAGGGACGGAUGGCACUGCUGGACCUCUCCGCCCCCUUCUUCUUCCAGGGCACAAAGCAACACUAUGGGUGCAAACAGUGUUCCCAGGCGGGCUGUUUGGAACCGGAUACAGAGGACGUGAGGGAAUGGGAUGAGAGGAAAGUAGCAGAGGUUCUAGGUGUGCAGCUGAUGCAAUAUGUGUUCCUGAUGAAGCUGGAGCUGGAGGAUGAAACUGACUCUGUGGAGGCCCUACUGUGGGAGCACGCUGAGAGCUUCUUCCGAGUUUCCGCCAGUGAUGCUGCAACCAGUCAGGAUGCACAGGACUGGAUACAGGAGACGAUGAACAAGCUCCGCCCACCAGGGGGAAGUCUGGCGGAGCGACCUUGGCUGGAUCUGUGUCUGAGGUCAUACGCCGUGGAGGAGGGCGGCCGGCGCGUGGUCUGUCACCAGAUCUUCAACACGGUGGCCAGAGGGGCCGAGCUCUGA
Megalops cyprinoides (Indo-Pacific tarpon) is the source of this 2322-nucleotide messenger RNA. RefSeq names its product protection of telomeres 1 homolog (gene pot1). Gene Ontology annotation, cellular component: chromosome, telomeric region; nuclear telomere cap complex. The coding region runs from base 1 to 2322 and encodes 773 amino acids. The record is from RefSeq and is a predicted model, not a curated record. The transcript has 19 exons. Gene Ontology annotation, biological process: regulation of telomere maintenance via telomerase; telomere capping. Gene Ontology annotation, molecular function: G-rich strand telomeric DNA binding; telomerase inhibitor activity. NCBI's taxonomy places the organism in Eukaryota, Metazoa, Chordata, Actinopteri, Elopiformes, Megalopidae.